Messenger RNA from Hibiscus syriacus, 2308 nucleotides. Its product is annotated as vacuolar-sorting receptor 1-like. The transcript is spliced from 11 exons. The coding region runs from base 234 to 2198 and encodes 654 amino acids. The record is from RefSeq and is a predicted model, not a curated record. NCBI's taxonomy places the organism in Eukaryota, Viridiplantae, Streptophyta, Magnoliopsida, Malvales, Malvaceae. Gene Ontology annotation, molecular function: calcium ion binding.
UUUCACUGAACUUUGAAAAAGCAAACUUCCUUCCUUCUAAAUCUUCUUUUUCUUUGCACGACGAAAGAAACGACCCAAUGCUAUAAACGUCCAGCUCCCGGGAAGGAUACGGAAACCCGGUGAGCAAAAAGAGGUGACUUGGUGACUUUUAUGCUUAGUUAUUGAUUGAAAAAAAUUAUUCCUCAUCUUGGUUUAUUGUUAGUAAAGCUUUUCUAAUUCUGGGUCCGGGAAAGAUGAGGGAAAAGUUUUGGUUUUUAAUUUGCUUGUGGAUUUUAUUUUCGGGGAAUUGUUUGGGGAGGUUUGUAGUGGAGAAGAACAGCUUAAAAGUGACUUCGCCUGAGUCAAUCAAAGGGGUUUAUGAGUGUGCGAUUGGGAAUUUUGGGGUUCCUCAGUACGGCGGAACCUUGGUCGGCACCGUUGUUUAUCCUAAAGCCAAUCAAGGCGCAUGCAAGUCCUUCGAUGAUUUCGACAUCUCCUUCAAAUAUAAGCCUGGUGGACUUCCCACUUUUCUCCUUGUUGAUCGUGGAGAUUGUUUCUUCACCUUGAAGGCAUGGAAUGCUCAGAAAGCUGGGGCUGCUUCUAUUCUUGUUGCUGACAACAAGAAUGAGCCCUUGAUUACCAUGGAUACGCCUGAAGAAGAGAAUGCUAAUGCCGAAUACCUGCAGAAUAUCACCAUUCCAUCAGCCCUCAUUAGUAAAUCACUAGGGGACAGCCUCAAGAAAGCCAUCAAUGGAGGGGAAAUGGUUAAUAUGAAUCUUGACUGGCGGGAGUCUCUUCCUCAUCCCGAUGAGCGGGUUGAGUACGAGUUCUGGACGAAUAGCAACGACGAGUGUGGUCCAAAGUGUGAAAACCAGAUUGAAUUUGUCAGGAGCUUCAAAGGAGCUGCUCAAAUACUCGAGCAGAAAGGCUACAUCCUGUUUACGCCGCACUACAUAACUUGGUAUUGCCCUGAAGCUUUUAUUUUGAGCAAACAGUGCAAGUCGCAGUGUAUCAAUCAUGGGAGGUACUGUGCUCCAGAUCCUGAGCAAGACUUCAGCAAAGGUUAUGAUGGUAAAGAUGUGGUGGUUCAAAAUCUUCGCCAAGUUUGCGUUUUCAAAGUUGCUAAUGAAAGUGGAAAGCCAUGGCUUUGGUGGGAUUAUGUUACAGACUUUUCUAUCCGCUGCCCGAUGAAAGAUCAGAAGUAUAACAAAGAGUGUGCGGAUAAAGUUAUCCGAUCCCUUGGUGUUGAUCUCAAUAAAGUAGACAAAUGUAUUGGUGACACUGAGGCCGAUGUGGACAACCCCGUUCUGAAAGCUGAGCAAGAUGCACAGAUUGGAAAAGGUUCCCGUGGAGAUGUAACUAUACUGCCAACUCUUGUGAUAAAUAACAGACAAUAUAGAGGGAAGUUGGACAGAGGGGCUGUUCUCAAGGCAAUCUGUGCAGGUUUUCAAGAGACGACAGAGCCAGCAGCUUGUUUAAGUGAAGAAAUAGAAACUAAUGAGUGCUUAGAAAACAAUGGUGGCUGCUGGCAGGACAAGAUUGCUAAUCUUACGGCAUGCAGGGAUACCUUCCGGGGAAGAGUGUGCGAGUGCCCAACAGUUAAUGGGGUGAAGUUUACUGGAGAUGGUUAUACACAUUGUGAAGCUUCUUCGGCUUUACGUUGUCAAUUCAACAAUGGAGGAUGUUGGAGAGAAACACGAGAAGGAAGGACAUACUCUGCUUGUAUUGUGAGUGCCUCUCCUUCCAUCUCUUUUUUGUUUUCUCUAUUUAUCUUUGCAUCAUUUUCUGGGUAUCUUACUUAUCUGAUUCUGGAAUGGAAUGUCCAGGAUGACCAUUCACAUGGUUGCAAGUGCCCAUAUGGGUUCAAGGGUGAUGGAGUCAAGAGCUGUGAAGAUGUUGAUGAGUGCAAGGAGAAGCUAGCCUGCCAAUGUACUGGGUGCAAAUGCAAAAAUACCUGGGGAAGUUACGAGUGCGGCUGUAGCAGUGGUUCGUUGUACAUGCGAGAGCAUGACAUGUGUAUCAGUAAGAAUGGUAGAACAGAGGUAAGCUGGGGGUCCGUGUGGGUAAUAAUUCUCGGAUUGAUCGCUGCUGGAGGUGCAGGAUAUGCCAUUUACAAGUACAGAAUCCGGAGAUACAUGGAUUCGGAGAUUAGGGCUAUUAUGGCACAAUACAUGCCAUUGGAUAAUCAACCUAAUAACGUGCAUCAUCCAGACAUAUAAGAGCAGCUCAUGGAACAUGCUUCCAAAACCCUUAGGGCUUACCUCUUUUAGUUUUUGACUUUGUAAUUCUAAAUGAUUUAAGGUUACGCACAUAAAAAGGAUCUUAUUAU